Messenger RNA from Cucumis melo (muskmelon), 769 nucleotides. RefSeq lists its product as uncharacterized. The transcript has 5 exons. The record is from RefSeq and is a predicted model, not a curated record. NCBI's taxonomy places the organism in Eukaryota, Viridiplantae, Streptophyta, Magnoliopsida, Cucurbitales, Cucurbitaceae. The coding region runs from base 71 to 769 and encodes 232 amino acids.
GAGAGAGUGAAAAAAUUCAAAAAAAUCGAGGAAGGUCCCGCCACAAAUUCGUUAUUCAGAAGAAGAAGCAAUGGCGGAAUUCCCUUCCCCUUUAGAACGCACCGUUGCUUCUGCUCUGCUCCUUCUCUCCAUUUCACCGUCUCCUCCAUCUACACCGAUCUCUGAAGAUGAAUGGCUGUUUGAGAAAAAUAUUGAAGGAAAAUGCUCCAGAGAGAUAUCGGCGUUUUGUGAUUAUUCCAACACUUCCUCUUCCAUACUCACUACAUCAGAUGCAUCCUCCCAUACUCCACCGCUGGAACGCUUGCUGUUCCUUACUUAUCCUUGUCGCCACCAGCUAAUGCUUAAUGUCGUGAGAAAGAGUCGUUCGAAGUUGGUAAGGAUUUCCGAGAAUCGGAAUCUAAGCUCUACAGACGAAGUGACCUUGUCUUCAGGUUCGGCGUCCUCGGAGACGACUUCUUGUUUGUCAAGCAGUUCAAGCGUGGUCACAAGCGCGCCGAUCCAUCGCCUGGUUACGAGAGCAGAGAAGAAAUUAGAAAUGAUACGUCAUGCGUGGAGGAAAAAGCAGAUCGCAUCGGCUCAUAUGCGGCGGCGUGCGGAAGCCAUUCUGAGUUACCUCUCCGAUGGCUGUUCGUCAGAGGUGAAGAUACGGCAAGUGAUUGGUGACAGUCCUGACACAAGCAAAGCUCUCAGAAUACUGUUGAAAUUGGAAGAGAUCAAAAGAUCUGGAACAGGUGGGCGUCAAGAUCCCUAUAUGUACAAGAUUGCUUGA